This is a messenger RNA of Paramacrobiotus metropolitanus, 836 nucleotides long. RefSeq names its product ragulator complex protein LAMTOR2-like. Lineage: Eukaryota; Metazoa; Tardigrada; Eutardigrada; Parachela; Macrobiotidae. Gene Ontology annotation, molecular function: molecular adaptor activity; guanyl-nucleotide exchange factor activity. Bases 205 to 585 code for a protein of 126 amino acids. The record is from RefSeq and is a predicted model, not a curated record. Gene Ontology annotation, biological process: positive regulation of TOR signaling; cellular response to amino acid stimulus. Gene Ontology annotation, cellular component: Ragulator complex. The transcript is spliced from 3 exons.
UUGCAUUUUCCAAUAUCGCACAUCUGUCUGCUGAUUUCUCAAACGCCGUGCAGCCUUGCGUCCCAAGAAUUUUAAGCUUUUUUCCCCAAUCCCAAGUUCUUUUCUACCAUAUUCGUUCGAGGCAAACGUAUCUACUGGAUUAUAAUCGUCAGAAAGUUUAAACAAGCUUGUUACCUUCCUGUUUUGAAAUUGGGAUAGUAGGAAAUGUUGCGACCGAAAGUUCUAUCUCAGAUUCUUAAUCAGUCGAACACAGGAGGAGUGCAAAGCACCUUAUUACUGAACAAGGAGGGUGUCCUGUUAGCGUAUUCGGGAUAUGGCGACAAGGACGCGCGAGUAACAGGAGCGAUCGCUAACAAUAUUUGGUCUGUCUAUGAAAAGAGUGCCAGGGCUGCUUUCCAUGAUGACAAGCUGCAGUUUUUGGUUUUCGAUUGCAUGGAUGGAAAAGUCGGCCUGGGGCGGGUCGCCAAUUUGAUCUUGUGCAUGUACGCCAAACAGGACGUCGGACUGGGAAUGUUGAUGGCCAAGAUGAGGGCCAUGGCCAAGUAUUUGGAAAGCCCCUUGACAAUAAUCGCAUCGUCGUCGUAGAGAUAAUUUAAAACUGUAACUAAUUUUGUGACCAAAGCCGCUUUCCUAUCCAUUUUGCUGAUAAGUUGAUAACUGGGGGUUUUUGGCUGUCAAGCGCGGGAUUACAGUUGUCAGCACAAUUCCAAAGUUUUGUUUGUACUAUUUGGAGUAGACCAAUCUGUUCCCUGGUUUAUACAGUAAGGGAUGUCCCUUUAUGAAUAAUUUUGUUGAUUUCCUGCAGUUGAUCAUAAAAAGUUUAAUAUUUGAAUGUC